This is a messenger RNA of Centropristis striata (black sea bass), 6659 nucleotides long. Its product is annotated as pleckstrin homology domain-containing family A member 5-like. Gene Ontology annotation, molecular function: protein binding; phosphatidylinositol-5-phosphate binding; phosphatidylinositol-3-phosphate binding. Bases 37 to 4770 code for a protein of 1577 amino acids. The transcript is spliced from 32 exons. NCBI's taxonomy places the organism in Eukaryota, Metazoa, Chordata, Actinopteri, Perciformes, Serranidae. The record is from RefSeq and is a predicted model, not a curated record. Gene Ontology annotation, cellular component: cytosol.
UGUAGUAACCCAGAGCAGUAGAGCUCUCAGCUAGACAUGGCGGCGGAUCCUAAGCCGGACUGGCUCUCCUGCCUUCCCUCUUCUUGGAGUUAUGGGGUGACUCGAGAUGGACGCAUAUUCUUCAUCAACGAAGAAGCAAAGAGCACAACCUGGUUGCAUCCUGUUACUGGAGAAGCUGUAAUCACGGGCCACAGAAAAACUCCAGAUUUACCAACAGGAUGGGAGGAAGGAUACACAUUCGAAGGAGCUCGCUGCUUCAUCAAUCACAAUGAGCGAAAGGUGACCUGUAAGCACCCGGUGUCAGGUGUCCCCUCCCAAGACAACUGCAUCUUUGUCGUAAAUGAACACAUGAGUUGUGGAAAGCUUGUCCACCCUGACAAGCCCUUAGAGGCUCAUAGCAGGCCAGCUCCUAAGGCUUCAUCAGAGCAGAGCAGCAGCAGUGACAAGAAGGAACGUCCCAUGAGCACCAUGAGCGAGGCGUCAAACUACACGGGUGGCUCCGAUUACAGCACCUUCCCUGGCAGCCCAGCCACUACCAUCACAACUGCCACCACCAACACCUCCACCUCAUCCACACGGCCCUCUAGGUCUUCCAAAAAAAUUCACAAUUUUGGAAAGAGGUCAAACUCCAUCAAGAGGAACCCCAACGCCCCGGUGGUCAGGAGCAACUGGCUUUACAAACAGGACAGCACUGGCAUGAAGCUGUGGAAGAAGAGGUGGUUCGUUUUGUCCGACAUGUGCCUCUUCUACUAUCGCGAUGAGAAAGAGGAUAGCAUCCUUGGAAGUAUCCUGCUGCCAAGCUUUCACAUCUCCAUGUUGUCGGUGGAUGACCACAUCAGCAGGAAAUACGCUUUCAAGGCCACUCACCCCAACAUGCGGACGUAUUAUUUCUGCACUGACACAGCCAAAGACAUGGAGUCCUGGAUGAAAGUCAUGACGGAUGCUGCUCUGGUCCACACUGAACCAGUCAGAAGAUUAGACAAGUUGAAAGUGGAUCAACGGACCCCUCAGGAGUUGAACAACUUACUAAAUCACAGAUGUUUGACCCGGCCCGAGAUCCAGAACAACGAACGCAACCGUGAGCCUGUGCGACAACACUCACUAUCUCGAGUCGACGACAAACGGCAAAAAGAACUGGAGAAGCACAACGGCCAGAGGGAGCGUGAGUAUUACACCCUACAGAGAGACGGGGAGAGGUACUCCCUGAAGAAAGACGGCGUGAGCUACAUGCUUCAUAAGGACGCAGAAAAGUAUCUCCUCCACAAGGAUGGAGACAAGUACAUGCUGCGAAAAGGCGGGGAGAAAUCCUCGCUUCAGAAAGAUGGAGAGGUUUACACAAUUCACAGGGAUCUGGAAAAGUACGCUGUUCAGAACGUGGACGAAAAGUGCACUGUGACGCCGACAGAGGAGAAAUAUGCUCCAGCUAAAGAUGGAGAGAAGUACCUGCUCACGAAGGACGGAGAAAAAUAUGCACUGCAAAAAGAAGGAGACAGGCACACACUCCAGAAAGAUGGACAAAAAUAUAUUCCACAGAAGGAGGUUAAGAGACAGUUGUCAUUAAAAGAGACAGAGAGGUAUGGCAUAAUGAGGGAGACGGAGGGUAAAUAUGGUGCCAUACAAGUUAUAGACAAAUACGGCACUGUGAGGGAAGUGAAGAAAUACAGUACACUCCGAGAAGGGGAUAAAUAUGCUUAUCUCAGAGAUGCAGGGAAGUAUGCUACGGUCCGUGGUGGGGAUAAAUAUGGCUUCCAGAGAGACCCGAGUGGAGAGAGGUCUCUGACUAAAAUCAGCAGUAUUAAGCUGCAGCCAGCUCAGGCUGCCGCUAUCGCAGCUGCAGUGUCUGCGUCCCGACAGGGCCAGGCCAACCUCAAUGUCCAAAAUCCUGCACAGGUCAACAGCUCAGGGACCACAGCAGGGGAACAGACUGGGGACUGCAGCCCGGCAGAGGUGGACAGCAGCCUGGUUAUGGGUCCAGGGAAGUCCCCUGUUCCAGUCCAGGAGCCAGAGAGGGGACUGUCCAGGACCAACUCCAUGCAGCAGCUUGAACACUGGGUCCGCACACACAGGACAAGAGGACCGGACGAUGAUACCAGAAGUAUUAUGUCCUACCAGACCCUACCCAGGAACAUGCCCAGCCACCGUGCUCAGAUUGUGCCCCGUUACCCAGAGGGCUAUCGCACGCUUCCCCGCAACAGCAUGAUGAGGCCUGACAGCAUCUGCAGCGUGGCGGGCUCUGUGUAUGACCGGGCCCUCCGUCCCGCCUCCACCACCACAGUCACCACAGCGGAGAAGAGGAGGUCGAUGAGGGACGACACCAUGUGGCAGCUGUAUGAGUGGCAGCAGAGGCAGGCCUUUUCCAGGCAAAGUCUGGCUCAGCCAACAGCUGUGGGUCAUUAUGGCACCCUGCCCAGUACCAAGACCAUGGGUAAUAUCUCUGAACAUGCUGUGGCGCACUCCAUCCCCACCUCACCGUCUCAUGGCUCCCUGGCUCUCUACAGCACCUUCUCCCCUCCUCGCCAGCAGGUCACUCACAAUCCCAGCAGCUCCCACUCCGAGGUGUCCUCACCUGUCUUCAGGGCGGACAUGACAUUGGACCACCGGCACAGGACACAAGUCACUAAGUACAGCUACCCACCUGACAGACGAUCCAUUGCAGCCAGCAUCCCUCCUCAAACAAUCACCCCACAGUCCCUGCAAGGAAAGACACCUGAGGAGCUGACCCUGCUCCUGAUCAAGCUCCGCCGGCAACAGGCGGAGCUCAACAACCUGCGAGAACACACAGUAGCUCAGCUAAUGGCCCUGGGUAUGGAGGGGCCCAACGCUAAGACUGAUGUUCUUUCCCAUCACCUCCAGAGGAACCUUAUUUACCUGGACAGCCAGACGAAGGAGAAUGAGCCUCUAAUCUUCAUGAUUCACACUAUGAUCGAGAACUCGGCUCCGAGGCCGCAACUCUAUCAGCAAAUCAGUCCAGACAGCUUUAAAGAAGGCCCCUUCAUCCAGCGCACAGAAGAGGCUGACGUAGACACCAAGCUCAGCAGACUGUGUGAGCAGGACAAGGCGGUUAGGAUGCAGGAGGAGAAACUGCAGCAGCUACUCAGAGAGAAGCACACUCUUGAGACGGCCCUCCUGUCUGCCAGUCAGGAGCUAAGUGAACAGAGUGGCUCCAAUGCUGCAGCCACUCAGAGCCUGGUCCAGCAGAGAGAUGUGCUGCAGAACGGCCUGCUGAGCACCUGCAGAGAGCUGUCCAGAGUCACCACUGAGUUGGAGCGUUCCUGGAGGGAGUACGACAGGCUGGGGGCAGAUGUCACUCUGGCUAAGUCCAACCUGCUGGAGCAGCUGGAGGCCCUGGGCAGCCCACAGACAGAACCUCCAAGUCAGCGGCACAUCCAGAUCCAGAAGGAGCUGUGGAGGAUCCAAGAUGUGAUGGAGGCUCUAGCCAAAAAUAAACCACAGCGGAGCACAGACAGCACAGGUUUACCUGGUUCCAAACCACUCUCCAGCCAACAGAAGGAUGAGGCAGUGACGCUGCUGCCACUCAGUCCUCUCAAGGAGGGUGACAGCGUGCCCCCCCGCCCGCCCCUCCCCCAGUACUACGACUCAUCAGAGCGCCCCCCUCAGGUGCCCCCCCACCACACACACCCUGGUGGCCGCCUGCCCCCCCACACACACCGCACCGAGGAACGCAAGGCUGGCUCCAGGAACGGCCACAGCCAAGCUCCAGACUACAGGCUGUAUAAGAGCGAGCCUGAGCUGACCACGGUGAAAGAGGAAGUAGACGAGGCCAACGGUGAGGACAAGGACAAGACAGAGACCUCGGCUGAGAGCAAAGACACUGCAGCUUCAAAAGUGCCCCCCUAUCCAGUGGGCAUCAUUCCUCCCAGGACCAAAUCUCCUCUGAGUCCCCCUGAAUCCUCCACCAUUGCCUCCUAUGUCACCCUGAGAAAGACCAAGAAGCCUGAAUCUAGAUCAGACCGCCCUAGGAGUGCAGUGGAUCAGACAGGAUUUGGGGAGCGAGAGGCAGGUAGAAUGAGGAUGAGUGUGGAGGAGCAGUUGGAGAGAAUGAGGAGAAACCAGCAGGCCUCGUCACUUCGAGAGAAGAAGAGAGAAACCCCGUCCCGCUCACCCUCCUUCAGCAAAGACAACCCUCUUAUUAUCCAGCAGCGGCGGAUCCAGGCGGAGGGGGCCUAUGCAGACCCUUUGGAGCUGGAAGCAGCUCUGCAGCAGUUGAAGGUGGCUCACAUGGAGCAGAGCCAGACGGUUGCUGAGGCUGCUGGGACUCACACAGAACCUGCACCACAGGAGGUGCAAAGAGUGGAGGAGGUGAAAAAUGACAAGUGUGAGGAAGUGCAGCAGGGCAGGCACCCGACCCUGCAGAGUGUGAAGGAGCCGCUGGCCGAGGCCGACAGCAUAGACAACGAGCUGUGUGAGAGCCAGAGGGUGGUAAUUCUGGACCUGUGCACGGAGCCUCAGCGUGUGGAGAUAGUAAACUUUCAGCCUUUUGAGGAUGAUGAAAGCAGAGAGCAAGACCUGACCAGUUCACCAACAAACACCACCACUGAAAACAGCUUCCAGACUCCUGAGCCUGAGACGCCGAGCCCAGAGCCAAGAGAGGAGGAACCAGUCGUGACGCAACAAACCAGCAGAGAGGAGAAGCUGGAGAAGAGAUUAGAUUCUUUCAACCAGCUAACAACAGACGACAAGAAACACAACAACAACAAUAACAACAUGUUGGCUUCGCAGACUUUCACCUUGGUGAGCAGUGACACGUGAGCGGCGCCAUCCUCGACAUCCACAGAGGUGUCCCGUAAAGCCCAAAUGUAGCCUGCCUGCACAGAGCAUGCUCCACGGCUUCCUGCAUUUAUAAGAGGACUAUUUUGAUACUACUGUUACAUGCCCACAAGGAGACUGACACUGAGAGGAUGACAGCCCUGCUCACUGACUGACAACACACAGAUGGGCCACCAUCACUUACAGAUAGAGAGAGAGAGGCAUAUCUUUAGCACCUGUUAGAUCUGUCCAUACUGAUAUGUCCCUGAACAAAACACCAAUUCUAUGGAGUCAAAUUUGUCUCAAAACACUUUUGCAUAAAUAUAAGAUUGUGAAAUGGUCAUUAAAUAGAUAAAAAUGAUGUUGGAUUUCGUUAAAAUAUACCUGUGCAACCCCAGAAAUGUUUGUUGGCGUCUGAGUCUCGGGCUGUGCAUUAACAAGCAGCUGUACAAGGUUCAUAAUUGAAAAGGAAGAAGUUUUAAGGCAGGUCCUCAAGUUACUUGACCCAUAUAACAGUGAACCCUACCUUAUGAUAAUAGGUCAUAUUUUAAGGAGUUGGUAAAUGGCUGGUGCAAUGCCUGUUUUAGCCACUUUUUUGUGUUUUGUGUCUUUACAGACGUGAUGCACUUCUUUAAAAACAAUUAUUAUCUGUUUCAGAGGCUGUAGUGGGCUCAGUUUUAAAGCUAUGACUACAAUAUGAAACAUUACUAAAUGAAACAUUACUAAAUGAAACUCCACACUACAAGCUGAGACUCUUGUAGAUUCAAUGAGCCCAAUUUUAUUCACGUGUGAUGAUGUCCCAUAGCAGCAUUUCAUUGCAGCGAGAGCAUUUUUUAAACUUGACAUCACUGUAUAAAAUGUGACCUUUAGGAUAAUCACAGCCUCAUGAAACUUUACAACCACAUACUACAGACCUAGAGCAUUCAGAGGAUGGAUGGCUUACCUAUGUAUAUUGACAAUAAGGGAGUUUCUGCAGUUUACAGAACAGAAGUGCUCGCCCUUCAAUCACAGAAAAAAGCAGUUAUUCAAGAAAUCUAAGUCAAACGUUUUUGAUACUUUUGAUACUUAAUCAUACCAUGGAUCUUUUUAUGGUGUUCCUCAAGGUCCUGGCGACUUAAUGUGGUAUUUUUUACCAUCUUCAUCAAUUCUCAAGUAAAUAAUAAUUUAAAAAAAUAGAACCAAAUCUGUUUAACGAAUGUUAUCCAACCCAAAAUUGCUGAAAAACAACUUAUGAGACAUAAUUUAGCAUGGGCAUGGUCUCAUAGACUCACAUAAUGUUUUAAACCCUUAUAUCUUUAAAUCCUUAAUUAGUCAGUAUUGUUUGUAAAUCAUCUGUAGUUACUUGCAUUAAACUGAAGAAAACUGAUUAGAAAAUGUGACUGACGUAACAACUACAGUAGUGAAGCACAAUUAAAACAUGACUUGUCAUGCAACUGGCUUGAUUUAAAUAGCAGCAUAUCAAGCAGUCAAGCAUGAGUUGAACAACUGAAAAAGACAUCAGAACACCUCUUGUGUGGACAUGCUCUUUAAAGCCCCUGGGUCCGAACUGAAAAGAGGUUAGGCCUAUGUUUGUGUGCACAAGAUUCUUUGGGGGGUCAGGAACAAGACAGGUGUAUUUUUAGUAUCAACAAAUUUCAUUUUACACAUGGAAAUAACACUCUCGAAUGGUAUUUCAUCAAAGCCAUUCAUGGCAUUGCACUUGGUUGUAUACAUAUCAGGUAAACAAAGGACUUUGAAAAGAGCCUUCACACCCCAAGUUCAGUCGGUUUGUGUUUGAGAGUUUAAGAUGCUGUUAAUUCAGUGUUAGAGAAGAACAUUUAUCAAUGCAGACUAUUUGAUAAUUUAUCUGUGUAAAAGCCAGCUACUUUAAAUAAUGCUGGCCACAGAACAAA